GUUUCAGAAAGACCACGGCGACUAUUCGGACAUCAGAUUUCUCCUUUCAGAAGCAUCACCAAACAGCUUAGCGCAGUCCCAUCGCAGGAACAGACCAUUGUUUUUUUACAACAAGAUGACAGAAUCUAAUGUUCACACAAGAACCUUGGACAGGCAAUAAAAGUGAAAGUGUGAGUUUGGAUAAUGAAGAUGUCCAUUUUGCAAUCAUGGGCAGCCCUAACCCUGCUGUCACUCAAUAGCUACCUCACAGAGAGAAUUAUUCAACAUGGACCUGUUUUCACCCAAGAGCCUAGUGACAGUGUUUUUCCACUAAGCAGUGAAGACAACAAGAUAUUUAUCAACUGCAAAGCCAAAGGAAAUCCGCGACCACAUUACAGGUGGAAAAUCAAUGGAAAAGAUCUCAGUGCUUACAAAAAUUUAAACUACAGCCUGGUAGAGGGCAACCUCUUGAUCAAUAACCCACAGGCAAUGAAAGACGGAGGAUCUUACCAGUGUAUUGCCAGUAAUGCUUUUGGAACCAUUCUGAGCCGCAAGGCCAAAGUGGAGUUUGCCUAUCUUCAGAAUUUUACCAACAAGGCCAGAAAUGCAGUCUCAGUGAGAGAAGGUCAGGCUGUGGUGCUGCUAUGUGGCUCACCACCCUAUUUUGGAGAGAUUAGAUACUCAUGGAUCUACAAUGGCCACCCCAGUGUCCUCAUUCAAGACAACCGACGCUUUGUGUCCCAGAGGACAGGGAACCUCUACAUAGCUAAAAUGGAACCAACGGAUGUGGGCAACUAUACAUGUGCAGUAAAAAAUUUGAUGACCAAUGGCACUGUGUAUAGUUCCCCCACUCCUGUGGUACUGCGCCAGGAUGCUAUGAUGGGUGAAUAUGAGCCAAAAAUUGAAGUCCAGUUUGAAGAAAUUCUGCAUGUCCUUAAAGGAUCAUCGGUUAGACUGGAGUGCUUCGCUUUAGGAAAUCCAGUGCCUUCUAUCUCUUGGAGAAGAGUGGAUGGAAGCCCUUUUCCUGGAAAGAUGAAAAUAAAUCAAUCAAAUGGCGUCCUGGAGAUCCCUUAUUUUCGGCCUGAGGAUGCAGGCUUUUAUGAAUGUGUUGCAGAGAACUCCAGAGGCCGUAGUGUUGCAAAAGGAGACCUCAUAUUUAAUGAUGUAGAACAUCUGCAAUGGGCUCAAACUCUGCGUGAUGCCAAAAUGGCCAUUGAUUCUGAUCUGCACUGGGAGUGCAGGGCCAAUGGGAAACCCCAGCCUGUGUACAGAUGGCUUAAGAAUGGGCAAGCCAUGGUGUCUGAGGACAGAAUCCACAUUAAUGCAGGCAAGUUCAUGCUCUCCAAAGUUAACCUAGAGGAUUCAGGGAUGUAUCAGUGUUUAGCCGAGAAUAAGCACAGUGUCAUUUAUGCCAGUGCCGAACUCAAAGUUGUGGCAUCUCCUCCAGACUUUUCUAAAGGUCCAGUAAGGAAGUCCACAAUUGUUCAAAGAGGAGGUGAAGUCAUCAUUGAGUGUAAGCCACAUGCAUCCCCCAAGCCCUCCUUCACAUGGAGAAAGGAAGGCAAUCUGCUGCAAAACAAUGAGAGAAGGAAAAUCUCAGAGGAUGGCACCCUGCGGAUUUUCAAUGUGAGUGAGUCAGAUGCAGGUAGAUACACAUGUGUGGCACGCAACCUGUUCGGUGUGGCUAGCAGCACAGGAAGCCUGGUGGUCAAAGAACCAACCAAAAUUACUGUUCCUCCACUGAGUAUGGAUGCCACGGUGGGUGAGAGCAUUGUUCUGCCAUGCAGGGUGUCCAGAGACUCCAACAUGGACCACAUCUUCAAGUGGUUCUUCAACGGGAAACUUGUCGAUUUCAGCCGCCAUGAACACUUUGAGAUGAUUGGAGGGGGAACAUCUGGCGAUCUCAUGGUACGUAACAUCAAGCUAAAACACACUGGGAAAUUUGUGUGCAUGGUCCAUACUGUGAUGGACAGUGUCUCGGCAGCAGCUGAUUUGAUUGUCAGAGGGCCCCCUGGUUGCCCUGAGCGAAUUUUGGUGGGGGAUGUCACUCCCUGGACAGUUCAGGUCUCAUGGAGUCCCAGUCCUGACAAUCACAGCCCUAUAACACAUUACAUAGUGCAGGCCCGAAGUGUUUUCUCCAUUGGCUGGCAGGCUGUAAAAACAGUUCCUGAUUCUGUGCCUGGACAGAUGACACAUGCCAUUGCAGUAGGCCUGAGGCCAUGGGUUCAGCAUGAGUUUAGGGUGGCAGCCAUAAACAGUGUCGGUGUGGGUGAGCCCAGUACCCCAUCUGAGGCUGUUCUGACUAAAGCUGCAGUUCCUGAGGUUGCUCCAGCAAGUGUGAGCGGAGGUGGUGGGAGCCGCGGCGAAUUAGUGAUUGUGUGGGAGCCUGUUCCAGAGGAACUACAGAAUGGAGAAGAUUUUGGAUAUGUGGUAGACUUUCGUUUACGUGGUUCUCUUGUCUGGAUGCAGAGUCUGGUUCCCUCAGUGGAUGCAUCACGAUACGUGUUUAAAAAUGACAGUAUUCCUCCACUCUCACAGUUUGAGGUGAAGGUUGGAGUGUACAACAGCAUUGGAGAUGGACCCUUUAGCCCUGUAAUUGUUGUCUACUCAGCAGAGGAAGAGCCAUCUAUAGCCCCAAAUAAAAUCUGGGCAUAUAGUCUUUCCUCUUCAGAAUUGCAGGUUUUCUGGGAUCCAAUCAUGCCAAAUCAUAGUAAAUCUACAAUCUCAGGAUAUGAGGUGCUGUUGUGGGAGCAGGGCUCAUUAGGGAGAAAGGCAAUAAAGGAAAGGGUCAAAAGAAGUCCAGCUCAUAUUACAGGCCUGAAGAGCAGCACAGUGUAUCUAAUUUCAGUCAGGGCUCACAACAGUGGUGGGGUUGGACCUACUAGUGCUGCCAUCAACAUGACCACAAAGAAACCACCUCCAAGUCAGCCUCCUGUAAAUAUUGGUUGGAACUUGAAAAACUCAAAAAUCUUUUUGCACUGGCAGCAUGUAAUGGCAAUGGACAAUGAAUCUGAAGUAACAGGCUACAAGGUGAUGUACCGCCAAAACUGGCAAGGAGGAACAAGCAUGGUGAAAACAAACCAGACAUCACUGGAGCUAGAGGUUCCAUCUGGAGAUGAUCUGCUUAUACAGAUCAAAGCCUUGAGUGAUGGUGGAGAUGGCAGCUACAGCAGUCCAAUUCACAUACCAAAGAUGUCCAAUCUUAAAUCUAGGGGCUAUUUCAGCUCUGGUGCAAACAAGAUGAUCCAUAUCCACGAAGUUGCAACUUUUGUGCUACCAUGGCUGUUUCUAUGGAUUUUCCCGUUGAUAAGCACAGGCUGACAAGAAAUUCAAGAUCUGUAUACAAUUUAAGAGGAAUAUACAUAUAAUUUAUUUUUAGUCAUAAGCCUCAGAAUGUUUGCAGAGACACAGGCCAAAUUUUUUUAUUUAUAUUUGUUUAUUUUUUAUGUACUCAUGCUUUAUAUUUAGUUUUAUGGGGGGGGGGGAAGGAAAAAAAUUGAACUGAUUUUUUUUUUUUUUUGUCAGCUUCAACACAUGGAAAACCUUAAAACUUGAAAUGUAGUAUAUAUUGGCCUGAAAAGAAGUCCACUGGCUCUUCAUUAAACUGCUGCAGUUUGCCUUAUACACUUCUUUCUCUUGUCAAUACAGAUGUGUAUGUCUGUCUAAAAGAACAUGAAUGUGUUUUUUGCACCAUUUUGAUUAUCCCUCUCUGAAAAAAUCUGUAAUAAUUCAAAAUUCUUACCUGAUUAUGCAAAAGACGAUUGCAGUUUAGUGUGUGUGGCAAUUAAUCUGUCAUAAUUUAGUUGGUGAUUUAUUAGAGUUACACUGGUAAUCUAAGAAACCUUACCCUUAAUUUGAAUGCAUUUAAAGGAAAUAUAUAUUAGGUUAAGUUCUACACACCCCUUUAAAUUUUCCAACCUUAUUGUGUAACUUUUUUCUGGGGGAAAAAGGUAUUAUACUUUCUUGCAAAAAAAUCUUAUUGAGAAAAAAAUACAGAACAUUUUAGAUUCAACAAAUUUUAAGGGCUGUGCACAGCUUGCUUCGGGUUACCAUACAGAUUUGUAUUUGGAUUCAAGUCUGGGAUAUGGCAUCAUAAUUCAAAUACAAACAUUUAUCUUUUUUGCUUAAGCCAUUCCAUUGUUGAUUUGAAUGUAUGCUUUGGGUCAUUGUUCUUCUGAAAGCUGAAAAUUCAUUUACUCUUACUCUUUAAGCUUACUCUUAGCCACCUGAAGGUUUUGUACUAAAAUCAAUUGGUAUUUGUAGCUAUUCAUGAUUCUCUUGAUAAAAGCCCCAGAGAAUUAGCCCUGAUGCUGCCACCAAAAUGCUGCAGUGCUCCAUUUUUUUUUCUUGAUUAUGGCUUUUACAGAAUACCAAGCUACAUCU
This is a messenger RNA of Tachysurus fulvidraco (yellow catfish), 4362 nucleotides long. RefSeq names its product contactin-4. The record is from RefSeq and is a predicted model, not a curated record. The transcript is spliced from 23 exons. NCBI's taxonomy places the organism in Eukaryota, Metazoa, Chordata, Actinopteri, Siluriformes, Bagridae. Gene Ontology annotation, cellular component: axon; plasma membrane. Gene Ontology annotation, molecular function: protein binding. Bases 184 to 3300 code for a protein of 1038 amino acids. Gene Ontology annotation, biological process: cell-cell adhesion; axon guidance.